This is a messenger RNA of Punica granatum (pomegranate), 1253 nucleotides long. NCBI's taxonomy places the organism in Eukaryota, Viridiplantae, Streptophyta, Magnoliopsida, Myrtales, Lythraceae. The record is from RefSeq and is a predicted model, not a curated record.
CCCCGGCCCCCAACCGCACAUCAUCAAAUUCUCCAGAUAGUUUCUCACUGCUUCCAUAUACUUCUGAUCAAAUUGUUUUCCAGUCGUUCAAACGGCAGACCGAUCGUUCGAAAGCCCAACUGUUUGACAAUCAUGGACUCCGCAUUGAUGGAGUAUCGCUACGAAGAGCUGGUGCAAUCAACAGAACAGUUCAACAAGGACGGGUUUAUCGGGAAAACCCAGUUCGGUAAAGUCUACCGGGGAAAACUCGAGUCCCGCAACUCCAGGACGACCUCCAGUCGUAAGGAUGAGGUCACCAUCAAAUUCUGGCGGUGGCCUCAGUUUUUUGCCGAAUUUUGUCACUGGGGAGAGUAUGCAAGCGACAGGUUAAUGAUCAAAAAUGAAAGACUUGUCCACGAAGAGAUUAGGUCCCAUCCAAGUGUGGCAAAAUUGAUCGGAUACUGUGACGAAGAAGGUCGUGAUGUGCUUACUUACGAUCUCAGGCCACUCGACAGCGUUUAUAACCUCAUAACCAAAGAUAAUUUCGGAUGGCUACACCGUGUGAAGGUGAUUAUUCACAUGGCAUUGUUUAUCGAGUACUUGCACGCCCACAAUCCACAAUACUUAAUUCGAAAUAUAGAUGCACGCCACCUCAUGGUCGACGAGGGAUGCAAUCUGAAGGUGUUAGAUUUCCGUAUGUUUCUUGGUGGAACAUUCCAAGAUUUGGUGGAAACUCCAUUUUAUAGGUUUGCAUUCGUUGGAAGUUUCGGAUACAAGGAUUUUCCUACUUUAUAUAGAUCAAAGGAACUCGGGCCGUGGUCAGACAUCUUUGCAUUUGUAAAAGAAACUAUGAUCCUGAAGAAGAAGGGAUUUACCAUGAGUUACAUCUUCAUGUAUGGGCCGAAGAGCAAUAUGAAUGGAGAAUAAAGAGAGUAGGGAGAAACAAGAGGUGUCCGAAAUACUCCAAGGUUUCUCUAGUCCACAAAAGUUUGCUAUCGAGUAAUGGGUUUUCCGGUCGCGAUGGCUUUACUCUCGCAAAACUGGCAAUGCAGUGUGUGGAUAAUUCACUUUAUGAACUAUCCGCUGGACGUCAUGGUUCUGAUCUAGGCAUCGACCAUCUGCUUUGCCUUCGCAAGCAAUGUGCUUAGUGGGCUUCUUAUGUGAAAAUUAAAAUAUAAUUAUUUGAUAUUUAUAGACUAUUAUUUAAUUUUUGAUAGUGCACUUUAAUUUGUACUUUUUGAAAAAAAUUGAUGUCUCUACACGAAUCAAGACAA